This is a messenger RNA of Anisakis simplex (herring worm), 303 nucleotides long. NCBI's taxonomy places the organism in Eukaryota, Metazoa, Nematoda, Chromadorea, Rhabditida, Anisakidae. The record is from the annotation of a GenBank genome assembly.
AUGAAACAAGAACCUCGCCAACGCAAUCAUAAGCCAUCGUUGGAGAAGAACAGUAAAACGAAAAAGUACGGCCAUUCGGCCCCCUUAAAACUUGGGCAGCGAUCCAAAAAGUUGACACAUGAUAAUCAUAUGGUGCGUCGAGAACACUCGAAUGCAAGUAAGUUUCGCCAGCUUCAGUCAAGCGCAGACUUUUACACAGAGGUCGUGCUUGAGCUCAGUCUGCGAUUGGGCUGGAUUGAUUUGCCGCGGCCUUCACCUUAUCGCAAGGAUCGGUCGAUGGUUACGCCGUGCCGCGAAGAAUGA